This is a messenger RNA of Penicillium atrosanguineum, 2973 nucleotides long. Its product is annotated as putative cytokinesis regulator (Byr4). Gene Ontology annotation, cellular component: SIN/MEN two-component GAP complex; mitotic spindle pole body. Gene Ontology annotation, biological process: mitotic spindle orientation checkpoint signaling; regulation of Ras protein signal transduction. The transcript has a single exon. The coding region runs from base 1 to 2973 and encodes 990 amino acids. Gene Ontology annotation, molecular function: GTPase activator activity. The record is from RefSeq and is a predicted model, not a curated record. Lineage: Eukaryota; Fungi; Ascomycota; Eurotiomycetes; Eurotiales; Aspergillaceae.
AUGGACUCGCCCAUGACCCUAACUAGACCGAAUAUGGACGAGACGAUCGAAUGCUGGGAUGACGACGAUGACUUGCAACUCAAUGAUGCUAUUCAUUUCCGUACUGCAUCUAGUGCUGGAUCUAUCGCCAACUCUUCGGUUCGGCCGUCCGGACAUCGUGAUUCCAUAUCAUCUCGGCGGUCUGCCCGCUCAGAUCUCGAGUCCAACGCUGGAGAUGAGGAUUGGCAGGUUCUUUUGCCCGACAAUGAUGAGUUUUCCAAAGAAGAAGCUCUUGCCUCGGCCAAGAACGCGGGGAUUCCUCUUCCUGCGGACAUCCCAAGUUCUGCUCUUCUCGGAGGUGCUAUCAAACGCUUGUCGGCUCGGAAGACAAAAAGGACAUUCGUUGAUGACUGGUCGGAUGAGGUGGAACUCCCAGGGCCGGACGCAGUAUUGGAGCUCAAAAUACCCCAGGACUCGCUCUUUCCAGAUACCCUACAGCAGGUCAGCUCUGCUGCCACAAGCCCCGUGAAGUCUACGGCCUCGCCAUCCUGGAAUGAAAAUAUCUCGACGCGCUUGCAGUCUGCAUUAGCAACUCUAGAUCAUUUCCAGGAUGAGAACGAUACGCCCGUCAACCAUAAUAUCCCCACUAUCAAAGCUCCGAUGCCUCGAUCUCCGCGAAAACUGGUCGUUACUGCCACUGAUGCAGGUCCUGCCGGGAAACAGGAAGAUGAAGACUUUGACCAAGACCUCGAACUACCUCCUGACCAUAAACCUCUUCAACUAACCCGCCGAAAGGAUUCUACUGGUGUUUCCAGCCCUACCCUAGAAGACUUUGACUUCGAAUGGUCUGAAGGUAGCAUAGGUGUUCGAGUUGGUGGUACCGCACGAGAUGGACGUUCAGUUCCAAGCUCCACCAUGUCAAUUGCAAGCCCCAGUGUCUCCAGCUGUAUCACCGGAGGAAGCGAGGACGAUGGACUGGACGGUCUCGUGUUUCCCGACGGACCUGUGGAUUUCAAUGCUUCUCUCAAGAAACGGCACGACAGCCAGGCUACAGAUGUUCCAUUUGCGGCUGGGGAGAGCCAAGACGCAUCACAUUCCUGGGAUGCAGACGACUUCUUCUCUGGAAUUGAGGUCGACAAUGGCGGAGCAUUCGCCUCCGGGAAGUUGUCAUUGAAUCCCAACGUCAAAUGCAAGACAGAAUGGCCGGCAAGUCCCACACGCCGGUCAGCAACAACCUUAACCUUCACCAACGGAUCAGUCGCAAACACAUCAGAUUCUCCGCGAACCCGUAUUCCACGUUUAUCCGGUCAUGACCGUGCUCAUUCCACCCAUCUCGAAACUGUAUCCGAAAGUGGUGCACCGCUUUCCAAAUUCCGAAGAUCGCAAUCUCGACUCGGACAUUCAGCUCAAUCGUCCAUUUCUAGUGUACCGGCGACUGAUACACCGUCGAUAUCCCCAACGCCAGUGACUUCCGGCCGGCGGAUCAUCGGUCAACGGUCUCCCAGAGACCCUGUGGCAGCUGGAGAGUUCAAGGCACCCGGCAGACAUCUACGAACAAAACUGUCUAUGCCUGUCGUACGUGGAGUGGGCGGCACCACAUUGGCACAGCCUGCCCAACGAUCAUCUUCUCACCCGGAUGGGCCCGUUCGCCCAGCCUCCUUUAGCAGACCUAAGACUCCCGUUGAGCGCAUCUCCAACGAGGGAAGGCCUUUGGUGACUAGUCGUCGAGCACAAGCCUCGUUUAUUCAGCCAGGGUCAUCAGAGCGACAAUCCCAUCACACCAGUGUGAGGAGCUACCGCCCUUCCCGCCGCACCAACUCAGACGGCUCCGGCGAUCUUCUCAGUCCGCAGGGCACUUUGAAUCGUCUGUCACGGCCGAGUCGCCCGGAGGCUCACCGUCUCAGCUUCGGUGACUCCGGCACAGAAAUUAGCAGCUCAACAGCAAAGCGUACACUUACUCGACCAGCCAAACGACGGAAUUUUGGCGAUGGUACUGAGUUGGAAUCCUUUGACGAUCUGCCUACGUCCGCCUCUACCGAAAGCAGGUUUAUCAAGAACCCUGCUGGUAAAGGCGCUCCAAGAUCUGUGCGUACCAGGCUCAGUCAGAGCCGUUUUACUCCGCCUAUUGACUCUCCAACCCAAUCCUGCACACCACCCUCAACAUCCAGGUCAAACCCAACGCCAAGGUUUGCUCGCGACACCAAUGCAUCCCGCAAUGCGAGGGAGCAACGCAUUGCCUCCAUGAAUUCCAAGAGCCGCGACUCGAACCCGCUUGCUUCUUUCAACUCCAAUUGGAAGACCCAUCCUAUUUCCCGUAUAUCCCCGAGCUCAGCCCCUGUCCGGAGCCGGAAACCCAGGCCCCCGACAAAAUCAACAUCCAAGCCUCACUUAAUCAAGCCGAUAGGAUCAGGGGUACAGGAGUCCAAAUCUGUGAGGGGCAUGCGGUAUAAUCCGACAACUUUCCUCUGGGAGGGAAACGAGAAUUUGAUGCAAGAUUUUGACAUUUCUACGGGUCCCAAAUCACCUAAGCCCGCCCCGGCCCUAAUCACCAAUGUCGGUACCGUGCAAAAUGUUCAGGCAGUCGGCGGGAUGAUAUUUGAUCCGCACCGCAUGUGUUGGCUUAGAGCAGCAUCCCAUGAGGCUGGGAACCAAGACGGAGUCGUGCCCGAGGACGAAGAUGACGUUUUUGCCGGCUUGGAUGACUUAGAAGACAAGACUGUCGGGACUACUGGGCGAACUUCCGGAGCCCUGGAAGACUUCAAGGCUCAUACCGUCGGCGAAGAUCCGAGUGCCGGCGAGUCUUCCGACGAAGGUCCCAUUACGGAAGAAUUCGAUGUUGGCCCGGAGUUCAUUCGACGACAACGGGCCGAGGAAGAGAAGUGGAGGCGGAAGGUGGACAGGUGGAUUGGGUCUGAUCACGGAGACCGCGGUACCCGUUGGCGAUGGGCCAUCCGUGACCUGGUGGCCGAUGACACCGGAUAUCCCGCGGCCUAG